AUGGUCCCCGGGCUUCUCAGGCCUGGACACACUGCGCAGGCGUCCCCCGAGUCCUCAACUCUGCUCUUUGACCUCCCGCCCCACCCCCGCCCCUCCACAGCCACCGGACGGCUCUUCCGGUGUUGUGGAGGCUGUUCCGGUUCGCGGCGGUUCCCGGGUUUUGCGUUCCGCGCCCGGCCGGAAACCCCUUCGCAUAGCAGCCGGUUCCGGUUCGAACUUUGUAUCUUUGCUAAAGUCAGUGAUGUGAAAAGACCUGACAUGGAUGAUAUUGCUGAUAGGAUGAGGAUGGAUGCUGGAGAAGUAACGUUAGUGAACCACAACUCCAUAUUCAAAACCCAUCUCCUGGGACAAACAGGUUUUCCAGAGGACCAGCUUUCACUUUCUGACCAUCAGAUAUUACCUUCCAGGGAAGGAAAUUUGGACCGAUCUUAUACAUGUUCUACAAGAAGUGCAGCUUAUAAUCCAAAUUAUUAUUCAGGAUUCUUUGUCAGCAAGAUGAGAUCUCCUCCCCUAAAAAGACACAACCCUUCCUCAGACAGUUUUCUUGGCUCAGGAGAUUUAAGAACCUUUGGCCAGAGUGCAAAUGGCCAGUGGAGAAAUUCCACUCCAGCAUCAGGUUCAACUUUACAAAAAUCAAGAAACAGCCGAAGUCUUUACCUCGAAACCCGAAAGACCUCAAGUGGAUUAUCAAACACUUUUACAGGAAAGGCAAAUCAUCACUGCCAUGUGUCUGCAUACGAAAAAUCUUUUCCUAUUAAGCCUGUCCCAAGUCCAUCUUGGAGUGGUUCAUGUCGCCGAAACCUCUUGAGCCCCAAGAAAACUCAGAGGCGACAUGUUAGUACAGCAGAAGAGACAGUCCAAGAAGAAGAAAGAGAGAUUUACAGACAGCUACUACAGAUGGUUACAGGGAAACAGUUUUCUGUAGCCAAACCCACCACACAUUUUCCUUUACACCUGUCCCGAUGUCUUAGUUCUAAUAAGAAUACUUUGAAAGACCCACUGUUUAAAAAUGGAAGUUCUUGUGCAGCUCAGAUUAUUGGCUCUGAUACUUCAUCAUCUGGAUCUGCCAGCAUUUUAACUACCCAGGAACAAGUGUCCCACAGUGUGUAUUCCUUAUCGUCGUAUGCCCCAGAUGUUGUUGCAUUUGGAUCCAAAGAUUCUGAUCCUCUCCAUCAACCCCAACAUCACCACUCUCUUCUACAUCAGCCAGACAACUUACCAGCUUCAAAUACACAAUCGGAAGGAUCAGACUCUGUGAUUUUACUCAAAGUGAAAGAUUCCCAGACUGCAACUCCCAGUCCUGCGUUUUUCCAGGCAGAGUUGUGGAUCAAAGAAUUAACUAGUGUUUAUGAUUCUCGAGCACGGGAGAGAUUGCGCCAGAUUGAAGAGCAGAAAGCACUAGCAUUGCAGCUUCAAAACCAGAGACUGCAGGAACAGGAACAUUCAGUACAUGAUUCAGUAGAACUGCAUCUUCGUGUACCUCUUGAAAAGGAGAUCCCUGUAACGAUCACCCAAGAAACAGAAAAGAAAGGUCAUAAAUUAACUGAUAGUGAAGAUGAAUUUCCUGAAAUCACAGAGGAAAUGGAGAAGGAAAUAAAAAAUGUAUUUCGUAAUGGGAACCAAGAUGAAGUUCUGAGUGAAGCAUUCCGCUUGACCAUUACACGCAAAGAUAUUCAAACUCUGAACCAUCUGAACUGGCUCAAUGAUGAGAUCAUCAAUUUCUACAUGAAUAUGUUGAUGGAGCGAAGUAAAGAGAAGGGAUUACCAAGUGUGCAUGCAUUUAAUACCUUUUUUUUCACUAAGUUAAAAACGGCUGGUUAUCAGGCAGUGAAACGUUGGACAAAGAAAGUGGAUGUGUUUUCUGUUGACAUUCUUUUGGUGCCCAUUCACCUGGGAGUGCACUGGUGUCUUGCUGUUGUGGACUUUCGAAAGAAGAAUAUUACCUAUUACGACUCUAUGGGUGGAAUAAACAAUGAAGCCUGCAGGAUCCUCCUCCAAUACCUAAAGCAAGAAAGCAUUGACAAGAAAAGGAAAGAGUUUGACACCAAUGGCUGGCAGCUCUUCAGCAAGAAAAGCCAGGAAAUUCCACAGCAGAUGAAUGGAAGUGAUUGUGGCAUGUUUGCCUGCAAAUAUGCUGACUGCAUUACCAAAGACAGACCAAUCAACUUCACACAGCAACACAUGCCAUACUUCCGGAAGCGGAUGGUCUGGGAGAUUCUCCACCGAAAGCUCUUGUGA
Messenger RNA from Puma concolor (puma), 2238 nucleotides. It is a transcript of the gene SENP1, whose product is annotated as SUMO specific peptidase 1. Gene Ontology annotation, biological process: protein desumoylation; proteolysis. The record is from RefSeq and is a predicted model, not a curated record. Lineage: Eukaryota; Metazoa; Chordata; Mammalia; Carnivora; Felidae. Gene Ontology annotation, molecular function: deSUMOylase activity. Gene Ontology annotation, cellular component: nucleus.